CCGAAAGUUUGUACAGUAGGCUAUCAUGAUUUCACUUCUUUGGAAACACACUGACCACCGCUUAUAGCGAUUUUAGUGUUGCCAAAGCUGUGAUUCGAACAGUUAUUAGUAUUCGAGAUACCAGAAUAGUUAAAUAACAAUGAAUAUCAGGUGUACCUGAGGCUUGCGUCGUACAGUUUGGAGAGCAGUGAUCAGACAUGAAGUGUGAAUGUGGCCACAUCCCCAAGGAGCUUAAUCCCAGGUUUUGUAGCCAGUGUGGCAAACCUCUUGCCGCUCAGGAAAAUCAAGACAUAGCAGAUGCUGCUGAGAAAAUCACCCCGCAGAGUGACAAACCCUCAUCUCUGGACAGUCAGUCCAUACAUUUGUCACCUAAACGCCCCCUUGAGGAGACUAUCAACAGCCUCAAAAAGAAGAAGAAAGCCCGUAAACGCCGAAAGAAGAAAUCUGACAGGAAGGAUGGGCUGCAGUCCCUGACCUCUGACCUCUCUGACACCUCCCUGACUGAGCGUGAUGUGCGUCAGGAGCAUGGGAGCGGGGAUGCUGGCUCGGACAGUGAGAGCUCUGCCAGCGUCAUGGACGAGAUGUCUGACCCGGUGGCCAGUCCUGCCAACGCCGACCCGACGCUGUUGCUUGUCACUGAGAUGUCUGAUAUCUCGGAACCAUCUGAUACACAGACAGCUAAUGCCUCACCCGUUAAGUCUCCACCUGACAGAGAGAUGAGGGAUAUAAUCUCUGAUCAGGAUCCCCCUGAUAAUGACACUCAUGUGGUCCAAUCUAAGGAAGAAGUGCUGGAAAAGGAAAAAACUGACCAGAGUUUGGAAGGGGAGGCUAGCCCUUCUUCAGAAGAGAUGAAACCAUCACACCCUGUUCAGACAGAUGACCUUGUAUCUACUGAAGAUCCUAAUGCCCAACCCAUUUCUGGACAGGCUGUGUCAGAGAGUCAGUCCAGAGCAACAGACCAGACUAAUAUUCAACAGGCCAAAAGCUCAGGAAAAAACAAGCAGGGCUCCAAGAAGAAGAAGGAAACAUCCAACGCGCCAAAACCUCCAGCCUCUGAGGACCACAAUGCCAACAUUGACAAGAAUGCAAAUGUAAAACAGACCCCUGUCCAGAAGACCAAAACGAAUCAACAAAUACAGGAUACAGGGAAGGUGUUUGGCCCCCAGAGCAGAUCACAGAGUAAGAGUGUAGGAACAAGCGUGGACCAACCUGUGGAUGUAAAGAUGGAGAAGAGUGAGGUCCAGCAAGCUUCUGCCCAAUCUCCAGGAGAUGCACCCUCAGAGCCCUCCCAGGAGAAAGACACCAGUGAAGACAGAGACACCUCAAAAGCUCAGAAAAGUGCACCACCACCAGAAAGAAUAACUACUCGCAGUCAACAAAUUGCAGCAUCAGACAAGCUGACCAUAUACUUCCAUGCUGUCCUGUCCAAGGACUUCAAACUAAUACCACAGGAGGAUCGCAUCUUCAUCCGAGCAGGCAGAAAAAUUGGAAACUGGGAAAACAACAUAGUUGAACUGACUGUGUGUCGUGAUCUGGAAGAGCAUGGAUAUCUAAUUGCUGGAGAACUGCAAACAAGUAAGACAAAAGCAGCAUCUGAGUCCAUUCCAUACAAGUAUGUGGUGUAUAGGAAGAAGAAGGGUACUUAUGAGUAUGAACACAUAUACAAACUGGAUGCACAGAAAAUGACCAACAGAUGCCUGUUUGUCAAACCACAUCUUCUUAAUGAGGAAGGUGAGUGGCAUCAAUAUGAUGACAUAAUCUGUGCCGAGCCAUCCAAAAACGUGCUCAAACGACUGACGCAAGCAAUCUGGCCAGAUCAGAGAAAGAGUCUGAUCGAGGGCAGGGAAAUUGCUGGUGCCGUUAUGUUAGAUACCAUCUUUGACCUUCUGAGUAGUUGGAGUGAAAUUAACCUCAAGAGUUUCAUGACUCAGCUUAGACAGUUCUACCAGAUCUACGGGAACCCCUUCAUUUAUGAAGAAAGACAAGAAAAAUGGUACUCCUUAAGAUAUGAUGAAGACGAUGUUAGUAAACUCCUGAAGGAGUUCAUGCUGAAGGAUGUGACUCCUGAGCUGAGAAAGGACGGAGGAGGGAAGAGAGCCUUCAUUGUAGAGCCUCUUAACGCAGCUGUCAUCAUGCUGUAUGUGUGGAAGAACUUCAAGCUUCCAUUAGACAAUGGAGAGCUCUCUCGUCUCUGUGUGGCCCUUUGCCUCCCAAACCUCCUCAAAGACCAGUUCCUGGCUUACUGGCAGAACUUCCAGCAGUCAUUCUCCUGCCUCAAAGGUUUGCCUGAUUUGCUGAUGACUUUAAUAACUACUGCUCGGACCAAGAAUAUGCAUCAUUGGGUUUUAGUGUUGCCCCUCUUCCAUCUGCAGCGUGGCAUGUCCAAACCCUUUGAAGCUGUUCCUCUUAUCAGCAACGCCAAAUAUGAGGCAUCCUGGACUGGUCUUCAAGGGUUAAAACUUGCCAAUGCAGUCUUUUCAAGCCAGGAAAGAAGCUUCAUACUGAACUUGAUGAAAAAAAACCCACAUCUGGCGAAAAUUGAUAAUCUCCUGGCACGGUCUGUCAUGUGCCUGUUGACUUUGGAGGACGUGAUUGAGUGCAGCACAGUACUCAGUGCUGAACUGAUCGACCUGCUGCAUGUCUUUCAUAUAAAAGCCCCCUCGGAAAUUGCCUACAACAACUCCACAAUUAUAUCUGAUACUCUGACUCACAUUCAGAGUAAACUAAUUGAACAUAAAUUCAGUUGUUUUAGUGAGGUUUAUGGGACUGAAUGUUUAGCCACUUCAGUGAAGGUGCUGGAAAAAGUUUGCAAAGGAAUGCGUUACACAUACAAUCAAAGCUUUGUUGAUAUCCCUGUUGCCUGCAUGAACCUUGUUGGAGCGGUUUCUGACUUCACCCUUUCACAGGAAUCAAAUAAGAGGGACACUCUGAGCACACGCAGCCUGGAGCUCCUGUCGGAUGCCAUGCAGGUGCUUCGCUCCUGGAUAAGCCAAACUUUCAAACAAAAACUGCUGCGCUCAUUUGUUUCCCUUACAUCAGCCACCCUAAGCUCUGAGAUUGAGAUUUGGAACAAUAUAAUCUCUCUUAGUUUUGAGGAUGAGGAGUUCACAACUACAUGGAGACGCAUGUUCACCAGAGAUUUUGAAGGCAAAUUUCGACAGGAGGACCCAUUAGAUCAGGUGGACGUCUACUGCUCCAAGAUGGAGAAGUUGACUGACUCUCACCCGCAUAUUGCCAAGAGCAUAGAGAAGUGUGCUCUUGAGGCGGUCACUGCCCUUUGCCAGGUCAAGUCAGAGGAUGCUGUCUUUAAAAGGGUAAGCAACAUCACCUGGAACUGGAAAUUUGGGAAGCUUGUGUCCACAAUGAUCCAGCAAUCCUGGCCUAAGGGCAAAGAUAGAAAUGACCAAGAUGACCAGGAAGUGGUCAUUCGACAUGUCUUGGACUGGAAGGCAGCCAAAAACGUUUUUCAACUACAUGGCAAAGAGCAGAAGCUCAUUGAUCAACUCACUGAUGAUGCCAAGGAGAAGAUCACCGUGGCCAUAUCCACAUUUUUAGCUGUCACUGAUCAGUUGAUCAGAGGUGACAUUCCGAUGAGGCUCCUGAACUACAUUUUGGAGAAGAGGGCCAAUUUCAUGGAGUUACUCAAGACAGAGUGUCUGUGUGGAGAUAAACGACUUAAAGAUGACAGUGCCAUGAGGAGAUUGCUGCAGCAAAGACAGAAAGAGGUUGAAGCUGUGUACCAUGAGAAGAAGCUAGUGGAUGGCCUACUUAAUAUGUGCCACAAGUUGCAGGAACACUUAAAAGUUGAUGUUGAGGAGCUGGACCAGAGCAAUCAGAUCGACAUUGAAAUUAUGAACUUGAACCAUUUCAUGGAGGUUCAUUCCUUCGGUCAGCUCUCGGCUCCUCUGGCAGGAGUCGUGACGUUUUUUGAGUUGAAUAAGGAUGUGAGGGAAAUGGCAGAGGUUCUUCACACAUUCAGAGAAAGUUACAUCUUUAAGCUCUGUUGGGACUGGCAGGCUCGUGAGUACACCAAUGAUGAGUCUGACCUAGAGGAAAGUGACCUGGAGCCAGACAUUGUGGUCACCCCUGAAAUGAUUCACGAUGAGAUCUUUCAGCCUUGCUACAGCAGGUAUCAGCAAAUUUAUGCCCAGUUGAAGAACGGCAGUCUCCGUCUGGAGCAGGUGGAUGUGUUGUUCAAGGAUUAUAAGGGCAAGUAUGAGGACCUGGCAGCCGAUCUGGACAUCAUGUGCUGCAUUGACCCAGCAGAUGACAAACACUGGAUUGAGAGGAAAGUACAGCAGAUUGAACAGUAUCAUGAGCUUCACCUGGCUGUUGAGUCUGCACAGGUCGUUCAAAUGGUCAAAGAGACCCUCUGUCUUCAUGGAAACUUUCUUGUUUUGGAUUUGCUGCUCGAAGUUACAGAUGAAGACUUUAAAAAGGAGUGCCUUGACCGCAUUGAUAAUGAGAUGAUGCAGGCCAAGACAGUUAUGGUGGACAUCACAGAGACACGCAGAUUAUGUCUCCAAGAACUUGGCCUCAGAAAGAAUUUUGUCAUGUGGGUGAAAGAAGCCCUUGAAGACAUCAAUGAGUUGAAAGUCUUUGUUGACUUGGCCUCCAUUUCUGCCGGUGAGAAUGACCUGGAUGUGGACCGUGUGGCUUGCUUUCAUGACGCUGUGCUCGGUUACGCCCCAAUGCUGUAUGAACUGAAGCCUCCGUCAGGGUUUACAGAUUUUAAAGAUGUGUUGAAGAAGCUCUGGAAGGCUCUGGACAAUGAUCCAAACCUCCCAAAGAAGCUACGCGACACAGCCAGGCACCUGGAGUGGCUGAAAACAGUGAAAGACAGCCAUGGCUCAGUGGAACUGUCCUCACUCUCCCUCGCCUCAGCUAUUAAUAAGAAGGGAAUUUACGUUAUCACUGCUGAGAGACUAAAGAAGCUAAGCCUAGACACGGUAGUAACACUUCAAAUUCCAGAGGAACACGAAGAUGGUCAAGAACUGAGACACUACUCUCUUGAGGACCUGCGAGAUCUUCAGAACAAACUCAUGCUCAUGUCUGGGAAAGGGGACCAGGGUCAGAGUGAGGUUGAUCUCUUUGCUGAGGUCUUUGCCAGUGUGCAGAGGUUGGCGGUAGCAUUCAUUGAUCUCUACGCUGCUGGCAAUCCAUUGUUUCGUCAGUGGCAGGCCAACAUUAACUGUAAAGCAGAGCAGGCAGGAGUCAUAAUAGACUUUGGCCUAGGAAGCGCAGUCAGCAUGAUCAUAGUGGAAGGAAGUCCAGUUGAGCAGCUGCCAGAACUGUGCAAGAGGAUGGAGACAUGCCUUAGCUUCUGGAAGGACUUCAUGGACAAACAGCGUUCUCAAUAUUACUAUCUCAACUACUUCACUGCUGAGCAGAUUGUCUACCUUUGCAGUAAACUGACACAGAAGAGCAUAACAAAACCUGAUCAACAGACCCUUAUGAUGCUCUCAUUCAUUAAAUCAGAUUGCAACUUGUCCAACCUCAGAGAGUCUUGGCACUCUUUGCAGUAUCACUUACUGACAGAGUCCCCUGAGAAGAACAAUGAUAUUGAAUUUCAAACUUUUAUUGAGGUUCCCACUUCUCAAGAAAUCGGUAAACCUUUGGAAGCUGAAUUAGAUUCCAACUUUGAUUCUGUUUUCAGAAAGAUGGAGACUGUUCAAGGCCCAGGCCAACUGGAUCUGAUCUGGAAUGCCUACAUGAGAGAUAUGAAUGCCUUUCUCCCAGAUUCUCUUGAUGUUGGACGUCUAGGAAAGCUGCUUGAAAUCUUAGCUAACCAAGUUGAUGAGGAUAGCGGUGAUGAGGAAAUUAUGAUUUGUGAGAAGAGAAAGGGAGCCAUUCAGCGAGAGUUGCCACAAGGACUGGUUGCUGGGCGUCCAAAUCUCAUUGUGUGUCCUGCUGCUGAGAUCCUUACCUCCUGUAUUUCUAUUUACAUGGCCAGUCGCUCAGAGGCCCUUCCGACGUAUGAUGAGGUACUGCUUUGCAAUCCCGAAACACCCUAUGAGCAAGUUGAAUUGUUUCUCCGCCGCUGCCUAAUGGCAAAAUCUGACUUUGACAUGAAAAAGAUCUACACCAUGCUAUAUGUAGACCAACUCCCCUAUGAGGCCAGCUACAAGGUUGAGCAGUUCUUCCACAAGCAGAAAAUGCAGAGUUCAGAUGACUACCGCCUGGUUCUCAUCUGUAGUGCUGAUCGGGAGCAUACCUACAUCCCCUCUGCCUUCAGUCAGUACCGACUGCACAUGGUGCCUCUGGAGCACCUGAGAGACAUACAGGAGUACCUGACCUCUCAUUACAGAGUUCCCUCAGAACAGUCCAGUGCAGCUGCUGUGUUCAAAAAAGGGCUGCGUGUUGGGUUGGUGACCUCCAAAAGAGCAGGUGUAGGAAAGUCACUGUAUAUACAGAGAAUGUAUGAGAAACUGAAAAGGAUUACCAAAAAGCCAUCUCUGCUUAAGUGUAUCCGCUUGAUCGAGCCCAGGGUGGAUGAAAACAUCAUUCUUCAUUCAUUACUCGAAAGCAUGGAGAGAAAAGACCUUACAAUCUUCCAUUUUGAUGUCACCACUUCAGUGCAAAAAGGGUUGCACGAGUUCCUCUUCAAACUUCUGGUCUUGCAGUACUUGAUGGAUUCUGAGGGAAGAAUGUGGAAGUGCAGAAACAAUCAUCUGUACAUCAUUGAGCUUUUGCAAUCUGAUGGAAACUUGAGGAAUGGUCCAACAACUAACACAAAUAACUCUGCUGCCUUCCUGGAUGUGUUCCCAAUUAUCUACUGCCGUCCUCCAAAAGAGGUCCUUGAACUGGAGAUGAGAAUUGAUGAUGGUUUUCAUCCAGCAGAUCAAGAAGACCCUCUAAUGGAUGAUCAGGAAUUCAGAAGUGAAGGCUUUCAGCGACCAUACCAAUACUUGAUGCGUUUCCAUAACCGUGCCAACCUGGAUGACUUUACAUACAAAGGAGUAGAGGGAACUCAUAUACAAUGUCUUCAGAUGAUGUUUGUAUAUUGUGGUAUUAUGGAUCCUUCUUGGGCAGAACUGAGAAACUUUGCCUGGUUUUUAAAUUUACAGCUACGGGACUGUGAAACAUCUGUGUUCUGUGAUGCCUCUUUCACAGGGGAUACAUUGCAAGGUUUCAAAAACUUUGUGGUGGACUUCAUGAUUCUCAUGGCAAAGGACUUUGCUACUCCAUCUCUCAGCAUCUCAGAUCAGAGUCCUGGAAGGUUCGAGAUGGAUCUUACCGAGUUGAACGAGGCAGAUCUGGCUCCAUUCAGGAUCAGAAAAAGAUGGGAGUCAGAACCACACCCUUACAUCUUCUUUAAUGAUGAUCACAUAUCCAUGACAUUUAUUGGCUUUCACCUUCAACCAAAUGGACAGAAUGGGGUUGAUGCCAUUGAUCCUUCAACACAAAGAGUGAUUAAGGGGAACAUCAUGACCAUAGAGCUGUAUGAGGGCCUAAAGUUGAACCGAGUCCCUUUUAACAUGGACUUUGAUAAGCUCCCAAGAGGAGAGAAAAUUGAACGUCUCUGCAAUGUUUUGGGAAUUCAGUGGCCUCUUGAUCCUGAUGACGCUUACGAACUGACCACAGACAACAUCCUGAAAAUGCUUGCGAUUCACAUGCGCUUCCGUUGUGGGAUCCCAGUCAUUAUCAUGGGAGAGACUGGAUGUGGAAAAACUAGGCUGAUCAAGUUUCUUUGUGAGCUUAGAAGGAGUGGAGUGAACACAGAAAACAUGACACUUGUCAAAGUACAUGGGGGCACAAGCUCAGACAUGAUCUAUCAGAAAGUGAGAGACGCUGAAGCCAUUGCUUGCACCAACAAAGAAAACUAUGGUUUUGACUCUGUCCUCUUCUUUGAUGAGGCCAACACAACUGAGGCCAUUAGCAGUAUAAAGGAAGUCUUGUGUGACAACACUGCACUGGGAAAAAAGCUCAAUCCAAACACCGGCUUACAAAUCAUCGCUGCCUGUAAUCCAUACCGGAAACACACAGAUGUGAUGAUUAAGAGAUUGGAAUCUGCUGGUUUGGGGUACAGGGUCAGGGCUGAUGAAACAGAAGAGAAGCUUGGUACCAUUCCUCUUCGUCAACUUGUUUAUCGAGUUCAAGCUCUGCCCCCCAGCAUGAUACCAUUGGUCUGGGAUUUUGGGCAGCUAAAUGACCAAACAGAGAAAAUGUACAUUCAGCAGAUAGUCCAGAGAGUGGUUGAGAAGCACUCCAUUAGUGUAGGAUACACAAGCAUAAUUACAGAUGUCAUGGCAUCAUCCCAGAAGUAUAUGAGGACCAGAAUGGAUGAGUGCAGCUUUGUGAGUCUUAGGGAUGUAGAGCGUUGCAUGCAGACAUUUGUGUGGUUUUAUAAAAAUCACCCAAUGCUCCUUGGUGAGCUGGAAAAAUACCAAAGAAACCGAAGACCUGGACCAAGUGAAAGAGCUCACAGGUUUGAUAAUGACAGAAACCCAGUACUGUGGUCCUUACUAAUGGCAAUUGGAGUGUGUUACCAUGCUUGUCUAGAGGACAAAGAGAAGUACAGGACAAAGGUCAGUAAGUACUUCAGAGAAGUCUAUACUCCAGGGAAAAUGAAUGAAGAAAUCUCCCUCAUGCAGGAUCUGAUGUUGAGCGGAGUGCCACUUGGGGAUACUAUUGCCCGUAACAAUGCCCUGAAGGAAAAUGUCUUCAUGAUGGUGAUUUGCAUUGAACUAAGAAUCCCCCUUUUUCUAGUGGGAAAACCAGGAAGCUCCAAGUCUCUUUCCAAAACUCUGGUAGCUGAUGCCAUGCAGGGUCAAGCAGCACACUCAGAUCUGUACCGUAAGCUUAAGCAGAUCCACUUGGUGUCCUUUCAGUGCAGCCCUCACUCCACUCCAGAUGGCAUCAUCAAUACUUUCAAACAGUGUGCCCGCUUUCAGGAGGGCAAGAACCUCAAAGAGUACAUUUCUGUGGUAGUUCUGGAUGAGAUUGGAUUGGCUGAAGAUUCUCCCAAAAUGCCUUUGAAGACCCUACACCCGCUAUUGGAAGAGGGAUGCAUUGAUGAUCAACCCUUGCCCCACAAAAAGGUUGGUUUCAUUGGCAUAUCUAACUGGGCUUUGGACCCUGCCAAGAUGAAUAGAGGGAUCUUUGUGUCCCGUGGAGACCCUGAUCAGAAAGAGUUGAUUGAAAGUGCAAAAGGAAUAUGUUCAUCUGAAGCAAGGGUCCUUGAGACGGUGAGGGACUUCUUUCAGCCUUUUGCAAGGGCUUACUUGAAUGUCUGCAAACGCCAGGGAAAAGGCUUUUUUGGACUGCGUGAUUACUACAGUUUGAUCAAGAUGGUAUUUGCCAUGGCAAAAACCUCUAGGCAAAAGCCUGGUGCAGAGCAGAUUGUGGAAGCAGUACUGAGGAACUUCAGUGGAAAAGAUGGUGUGAAUGCAGUUCAAGUCUUCACUGAAAGGCUGCAGAUCAAACCCAACCUGGAAAGUAUCAAUGCCAUUGAGCUUGUUAGACAGAAUAUCACAGCCAUUGGACAAGAUGAGGAAUGCCGUUAUCUGCUUGUCUUGACCAAAAACUAUGCAGCUUUGCAGAUCCUUCAGCAGACUUUCUUCACUCAGCAGACCCAACCAGAGAUCAUAUUCGGCUCCAGCUUUCCAAAGGACCAGGAAUACACCCAGAUUUGCCGAAACAUCAAUCGAGUAAAGAUCUGCAUGGAGACCGGCCAGACUGUUGUGCUACUGAACUUGCAAAACUUAUAUGAAAGUCUGUAUGAUGCCCUCAACCAGUAUUAUGUCUGCCUUGGAGGGCAAAAAUAUGUGGAUUUGGGGCUUGGCACUCAUCGAGUGAAGUGCAGGGUGCACAAAGACUUCAGGUUAAUUGUUAUUGAGGAGAAAGAGAUCGUCUACAAGCAAUUUCCCAUUCCCCUCAUCAACCGUUUGGAGAAGCAUUACCUAGACAUCAAUACUGUCCUUGGUAGUGAACAAAAGGAGAUUGUCAAAGAAUUGGAGAAGUGGGUGAAGGCAUUUGUUUCUCCCGAUAACAGUCAGUCACUGACCAUUCAGGUGCACAAAUACCAGCUCCCUGAUGCUUUCAUUGGCUAUCACUCUGAUACGUGUGCCUCCGUCAUUCUGCAAAUAACAGAGAAGUUAAAAGACAACAUGACAACACCAGACUACCAGAAGAGAGUGCUUGAAGAAGCCAAGCUAGUCUUGCUGAAUUGCACAACUCCAGAUGCUGUGGUUCGGCUUGACUGCACAAACUUGUCUCGUGUGGAGAGUCAGCACCUGGAGAGGCUCUAUUUUGAGGAACAGAAGCACAGUUGUUUGACUGACUUCAUCUUCGCUCAGAUCCAGCAGAAGGACAGAAUCUCUACCUCCUUUACUGAGGUGACCACAUUCUCCAGACUGUUGACAGCAUCAGAUCUGGGACAACUUCAAGAACCCGUGAGAUGUGUUGAACUCCUCUCUUUACAACAGUUCGACACAGAGUACUCCUUCUUGAAGAAGAUCAGAACUUUCUUGGAUACUGCUCUUGGGUCAAAAAUCCUUAUAAUUCAAACGGAUUUUGAUGAAGCCACUCACAGUUCAAACCUCAUCGCUUCAGCAAAAUACUCUGCAAUUAAUGAAAUUAAUAAAUCAAAACAAGAAGUUGAAGAGACAGUGUUCGUCUAUUUCAUUACCAAACUGCCCAGGGUUGAAGGAGGUACCUCAUAUGUUGGGUUUCAUGGAGGCCCAUGGAGAUCAGUUCACAUUGAUGACUUGCGGAAGUCUAAAGACAUGGUUUCUGACAUCAAGGCUUUAAGGAACCUCACCAUCAGCCAGCUGUUUGAGGAGAAGGAGAAAGAUCGAGCUGAAGCUAUGGAAGUGGAAGACAUGUACUCAGAGACAAACGCAGAGCCCAUGGAGCAGGAGGAAGCUCAACCUGGUGGCUGGGAGAAUAUUCUAGACACCACAGCGUUGGUGCGCAGCUGUGUGCAGAGCGCAGUGGGCAUGCUCAGAGACGAAGCGGGCGUGCGCAGCACCAGAAGAGUGGAGCUUCUGCUGAUGCUGAUGAGUGAGAGCGAGGAGCUUAAAGCCAUGUUCCUGAGGACUAUGAAGACGCGCUUGCACCUGCUUCUCCUAGCCCGUGAUGAAGGCUCCCACUCCGCCACGUCCUGGGUCUUCAAGGAGGCCGCUAACAUCGACGCACUGCAGGAGGGGGGCACCUUCAGACAUACUCUAUGGAAGCGCGUCCAGGCUGUGGUCAUUCCCUUUCUCGCUCAGCUCAUCUCGGUGAUCGAUCGGGACUCUAACCUGGACCUGCUGCUGGACCCUGAUGCCAGUGAGGCCCUGAAGGCUCUGUGGCUUGACAUCUUUAAGAAUGCCAAACUACUGGAAGUCCCUUACACCAGAGUGGACAGCUCUGAGGCGAAGACCAUCCUGGUGCCGAGCUCCAUCCGGGCAGCUGGUGGCCAGGGCUGCAGCAUGCCCUUCAGCUGGAGGAUCCGAGACUACCUGGAGGAGCUGUGGGUCCACGUGCAGAGAGAGGGCCAUACCCAGAAGCAGUUUGAGGAGUUCUAUUGGAAGACUCCUCUGGGUCGGCAGAUCGCCCAAUCAGAUGCUGAGAUGCAGGUAGAGUUUUUCCAGAGGUACCUUCAGGAUUUCAUCGCCAUGACAAUGAAUGUGACAUCAAAGGAAGAGCUGCAGCUUCUCUGUGCUGCUCUGAUGUGUUGUGUGAAUGAGCUGCGUGUGAGUGAGGAGGAAAGUGAGGUGUUGCCGCUGCCCUGGAUUCACUUGGCCUACCACCAGUACUGCACCCGUGUGCAGAACCUCUCCAGGAUGCUCAGCAUCGAGCCACACAUCACACAGGCCCUGCUCAGCAACGCACACGCCCAACAGGGACAGGAGCUGGUGCUGGAUGUGUAUGCUGCCUUGGCUUGUGUAGAGUUCCUGGAGCCGCAGUCCCUGGCCUCCGAGGCCCAGUGUGCCCAGUGGCUGAGACGCCUCAAGCAGCUGCAGGUGCCGGUGGAGCUGGUGUGCGCUGAGGAGAAUGUCCAGCACUACAGAGAGAGGAGCACUGCCAUGGUCACCAGAGUUCAACGUGGGUGGAGUCGCAUCUUCACUCUCUCUUUGUUUGUGGAAAACAUGCUACUGGGGAUCCAGAGUGUGGACCAGAACCUCGCUCCUCUACUGGUGGAAGGCACCAAAAAGCUCGGACAGGUUCUGGAGAAGAACCCUGACCUGAAGCAGCAGCAGCCGUUUGAGGCGGUGCUGGUGAUCCUGAAGGAUUGUAAAGAUGGUGCCGUGGAGCAAAUCUUCAGGUUUGGGGUGCAGCUGUGCCCGGUGUGUAUGGCCGACCCCAAGGACCCCCUGGCCCUCCCCUGUGAGCACAUCUACUGCCUGGCCUGCGUUCGCCAGUGGCUCGGCCCUGGACAUAUGUACUGCCCCCUGUGCAUGCAGCCGGUCCCUGAUGACUUCAGACUGCAGCCUUCUGAGGAGAUCCAGGCCCUGAUCACACGCAACGCCCACUUCAGGCAGCGCUGCAACGGCUUCUUCAUCGCUCUGGUGUCCAGCGUGUGCUUCGGCCAUGACACCCCGCCGUCCCAAGAGGUCAUCCUGCACCUGCUCUCCUUUCUCAUGGUGGAGGCCGGGACCCUGCCCACUGUCGGACGUAAGGGUAAGACGCACAUGUUCACAAAGGCUCUGUCUCCAUUUGACGAGUCUGUGGACCAAAACCCCGUGGUGCGCUCUGUAGUGCUGAAGCUCCUCCUAAAGUACAGUUUUGAUGAUGUGAAGGUGUACCUGCAACAACACCUGUCUGCUGUGGAGGGUAGUAGAAUCUUGGAGGAGACUGACAAAUCGGAGCUCUACUCGCUCUACAUCAACUGCCUGGAGGACUCCAUGUUUGACAGAAUGCAGUGGCGCUCGGUAAAGGAACGACAGGUGGGUCUGCAGGAGGAGAGCGUCUUCCUGCGAGACUUCCUGCAGUCGAGGGUUACAUCUGCGCAGACUGUCUGCAUUGAGCUGCUGCAGCAGCUGUCCCGUCUUCGCCUCUGUCUGGACAUUGCAGCACAGCUCAUUGGUGACAGUUACAUCGCUGCAGGAGGUCCAGAGCAGCCUCCAUCAUGGACAGGUCCGUUCAUAGCUGCCGUGAGGGGUGUGUGUGUGCGCAGCAAGAAUGACUGGUACCGUGUCUACCUCAUCCGUAAGAUCCGCAGUCGCCACGGAGCCGAGUUUGUUCAGACGCUCCUGAACGCAAACGAACUCCCCUGGAUGUUCCCUGAAGAGGUCCUACAGCAGACUCCGGAAGGAGGGCAGAUGGAUCUGUUCCUGGUGUGUGAAGGUGACUAUAAGAGCAUCAGGGACGCCGUCGCUAAAGCCAUGAUGGAGGGAAAGAUGGAGAGGAUACAAGAGGCCUGUGAUGGCUGCAGAAACCCUCCACUGAAGAGGAGUGUGUUCCUGCUCCUGGCACUCUUCAGAGAGGUCACCUGUCUCUACAGAGCAAACAACGCAAACCAGCACCCGUCCCAGCAGCAAUUACAGGCUCUGGAGGACUUCGUAGGUAAGUGUGGCCUCCUGGCCAGUCCAGAGCAGAAGGCGUUUGCCGUCGGACUGCUGAGGAACCAGCUUGGAGCGCUGAGCGUCCGUGUGGGAUCCCCUGGAGCCGAGCACAUGGUCUCUGAGCUUUGUGUGCACCUGGCUGCAGUUCUCCUCUGCGGCCACCAUGAGGUGCUGUCUCCCCUCCAGCAGCUCGCUCACACCCCCAUCAACAUGCAGGGAGCCUUCAUCCCCACCAUGCCUGAUGACAUGCUUCAUGUGGCCCAGCAGGCCCUGGGGCAGCUGCAGUGGUACUCCUGCGUCAAUGGACACCCCUGCACCGUGGGUGAGUGCGGUCAGCCCAUGCAAGUGAGCCGGUGUCCAGAUUGUAACGCGGAGAUCGGAGGACAGAAUCACAUGCCUGUCAGAGGCUUCGCCGUCACUGGGAUCCAGGGCGAUCGCACAAGGCCAGGGCACAUCCUGGGUGACCCGCGUCGUCGGGAUCAACCGGACAUGCAGGAUACUAAGAACAUGAGUCCCGCCCCCUUCACCCUGGUGCGUCUCCUCACACACGCCACCAUGAUGCUGGGAGCCACCAACAACACACAGGCUCUGGCGGCGCUCAUCUCUCCAGCCGUGCCAGACUGCGGUGCGUUUGUGAGUGCUCACCUGCAGAUAGACCUGCUGCAGCUGACACAAGCGCUGGGGAAGGGAGCGGACGACACCACCACGUCCGCACACCUCAUCAUCAACGCCCUGCUAGAGCCCCCACCAGCAGCCUGGCCUGCAAACUAUGACCCUCGUCUCUCCACUAAAGAAGCGCGGAACCAAUGGGAGACUGCUGUGGCCAACACCAUCAUCAGUCCCCAGCUAAAGCAUCUGGACAGGCGUCUGCAGGAGGUGGGUGUGCUGCUGCGUGAGGACGAGCGCGUGAGCUGCAACCCGGUCAUGCGGCUGACCUUCGGGGACCCGCGGCUCUUCCUGCGCUCGCUUCCGCAGGACUCGGGCGUGCACGGUCCGGCCGUGUGGAGCUGCCGGGAGCGGCUCUCGCUGGCCACGCUGGCCCACAUUGUGGAGCAGCAGGACGGUCGCGACACACUGCCUCUGCUCUGGAGGUUCCUACAGAAGGAACCGGAGUUGCGAUUGGUGAGGUUCCUGCCAGACAUCCUUGUGCUGCAGCGGGAUUUGGUGAAGAAGUUCCAGAACUCUCCAGACCUGACAGUGGGGACAAUCUCCAAGUUCCUUCAGGACCGGAGACGACGAGCUGCGUGGUACGAGAAACGCAUAUCCAUCUUCCUGAAGACAUGGAACCAACUUCGAUUAUCUUUGGCCACCAAUGGUGAGAUCCAGCUGCCACCAGAGUUCUGUGAGAAAGAUCUGGACAUGAACAGUGACCUGCAGGUGCUGUUGCCACGGCGACAAGGACUAGGCCUUUGUUCCACCGCCCUUGUCAGCUACCUGAUUGCACUGCACAAUGACAUGGUGUAUACCACAGACAAAUACACUGGGGAGGAGACCAGUUACACGGUGAGUCCAGCCGACCUGUGUGAGCUGCACGUGAUCCGGUUCGAUGUGGAGCGGGACGUGCUGCCCCUGGUCCUGUCUCACUGCCAGUACAGCGUGGAGCGCGGCGGCGGCACACUGCCCGACUACGACCUGCCCAAGAUCCAGCAGCAGCUGCUCACCCGCUUCCUGCAGGGCAAGCCCCGCAUCACACUCAAUGGAAUACCAACACUGGUGAACAGACAUGACCGAAAUUAUGAAAACAUUUUCAGGGACGUAAAAGGAAAGGUUGCACAGGAUCCGCUGCCCUCCCUGACGCUGACGUGGGUGGCCGGUGAGCUGUGUGGCUUCAGUGAGGUGUGUGACGCCCUUGGCGCGGUGGAGCUGGCGCUCGGUUUCCUGGCCACCACCGCAGCUGACCCCCACAUGCAGCUCGGACAAUACCUGCAGGAGGUGCUGCAGAUGGGAGACCACAUGCCACCACAUAUACUCAAGGCCCUGAGUAGGUGCAGCCUGAAUCACGCUGUGGCAUUGUGGCAACUCCUCUCUUCUCUGAAGUCUGAGAGCAUGCUUCGCCUAAAGAGGGACCCAUUUGUUGGAGUGUCCGACGAUUACAAGCAGCCACUGAAUGAAGAGGGACGCAAGCAGCUGAUUAGUUAUCUGUCCAAGGGCGGGGCCAGUGGCUUCCUGUUGGAGAUACACGAGUUCCUGCAGCUGCAGUUGAAGGGUCUGCGGGACCCCGAGCUGUUCCGGCCCAACUGGGGGCUGAAGGACACACUGGUUUCUUACAUCGAGAGGAAAGAUAUGGACGCUCCACCGGAGGUUGAGCAGUUCUUCCCCGAAGGGAUCCUCCUCGCCCAGUGUGUGGACACCUGGAAAAUCUGUGUGGAGUUUCAACAGGAGCGCAAUCACAGAUAGAAGCUUCCAGAAGCACUCCACCAAGGCUGCCUUUGUUCAGCAUGAUGUGAAGGUGUGUGUGUGUGUGUGUGUGUGUGUCAGAGCGUAUGUGUGUAUGUGUUGCCCAUGUGUGUUGAAGGUUGUGUUUACGGUCAAUACAAUCAGUUCAUCAACGACGCUCCAGUUCAUUUGUGAAUUACAGCAGUGCCUUUUCUCAGAAAGUGCCACUGACUGGAUACUGAUCCAAGUGCAAUAUGCUGUAUCAGAGCAUUAGAAGUUCCUACUCCAUUGUAAACAGUGGUGGUAUGGCCCUUGAAUUUGCACAAGUGCAAUGCACCUUCGGACCUCCUCCUUUCUCUAUUGCAUCAGUAAAUCAGGUCUGUCUAGCUUCCCCAUGAUUAAAGCAAUCAAAUCAAUUAUAUAAUGAUAAGAAUAAUAUUUGUAUCGGACUCAGGGACAAGUCUUUUUCUUUUUUGAUGUGUUUACAAACUGAGGAGCCUAAAAACAUCUGCCAUGGGUGUAUGACACUCAAUCAAUCAAAUGCCUACACAAAGAAACUAUGCUUUCUCAACUAAUCAUACAUAAACCUCAUCCAUCUAUCACUCCUUGACCUGUUCAUCAUCUCACAAUGGAAUGAAGGUAUUCUAGGUACCUUAAAUGUAGAGAAUUCACAGAUAUCUGGACAGCUAUUUGUCUUCAUCUUCAUCAACAUAUCAGAAACUCAUACCACACUUCUCAGUAUAUUAGUUAUCUUUGCCUUUUCUGUAUUGUAUCUCAUGAAGCCUGAUGUUAUAAUAACCAUAGUUAGUUGUAAAAGUUGCCUAUGGUUUGUCUUGCACUGUUCAGAUGGUUAUCACCAUGGCGUUCCACUUCAGUGUUCUUUUCUUUAUUAUGUGACCAAAUUGUAACAGAUCAUUCCUUUGCAUGCUAAAUAUAAUCGACUUGUGUUCAAUAAACCUCAUGUUCCAUGGA
Messenger RNA from Alosa alosa (allis shad), 16838 nucleotides. It is a transcript of the gene rnf213a, whose product is annotated as ring finger protein 213a. The record is from RefSeq and is a predicted model, not a curated record. Bases 198 to 15887 code for a protein of 5229 amino acids. The transcript is spliced from 67 exons. Lineage: Eukaryota; Metazoa; Chordata; Actinopteri; Clupeiformes; Clupeidae. Gene Ontology annotation, cellular component: cytosol; nucleolus; membrane. Gene Ontology annotation, molecular function: ubiquitin-protein transferase activity; ATP hydrolysis activity; metal ion binding. Gene Ontology annotation, biological process: negative regulation of non-canonical Wnt signaling pathway; ubiquitin-dependent protein catabolic process; sprouting angiogenesis.